This is a messenger RNA of Aphanomyces astaci, 555 nucleotides long. RefSeq lists its product as hypothetical. NCBI's taxonomy places the organism in Eukaryota, Oomycota, Saprolegniomycetes, Saprolegniales, Verrucalvaceae. Bases 60 to 497 code for a protein of 145 amino acids. The record is from RefSeq and is a predicted model, not a curated record. The transcript has a single exon.
GCGCCAUCUGGACCGACCCCGUCACUGCUACGUUCUCUUACUUUUCAAUUUUCCACAUCAUGCGCACUCCGACUUCGCCCCCGCCCGCGCUCCCGUCAAAGCGGCACUAUAAGGUGGCUACCACCCCAAAUACGUACAAUAUUGUGCCCGUUGCCCGCUACUCGAGCCCUCCAGUAGCCACCGUGUUGGACAUUCCUUACGCCUUGGACGGGAUCAAGUGUCGAGAAUCAAACUUGGAGCAGUCACGAUUCAUGUUUCAACCGUCCAGCGACUACCAGCUCCACGGUGUAUCGGUCAAGCCGUCGCCGCAGUCUACAAGUGCAAACUACCCCCCCACUGCUACCGCGUCGUCCAUUUCGCGGUUUCAAAUGUUUUACCACCUUCACAAACAACACCAAAAGACGACGACAUCAACAUGCAUCGUACCCAGCAGCAGCAUCACCACAACCACCCAAGGCCAUCGAAAUGCCGCGUCGAUUGCGUUUUUGCUGUCCUGAGACGAAGAUCGACAUUUAUUAACGACCCCUAAUAUUAUUAUCCUUCAGAGUACCACCA